Rotaria sp. Silwood1 is the source of this 3996-nucleotide messenger RNA. The record is from the annotation of a GenBank genome assembly. NCBI's taxonomy places the organism in Eukaryota, Metazoa, Rotifera, Eurotatoria, Philodinida, Philodinidae.
AUGGCCGGGGUAUUUCCUGGUUGCAAUAAUAUCGACGAAUUUUGGUCAAUGCUUAAGGAAGGUCGUUCGGGCAUAGUAACAUUAUCUGAUGACGAGCUCCGUAGUUAUGUUCCCGAGGAACUGCUAAAAAAUCCGCGUUAUGUACGCCGCACGGGUCGAUUAACAUGUGGCAUUGAUCUCUUCGAUCAUGCAUUUUUUGGUAUAUCGCCUCGUGAAGCUUCACUCACGGACCCUCAACAUCGCUUGCUGGUCGAAGUUGUCUAUCGAGCUUGCGAAGAUGCUGCCGUCAAUUUACAAUCGCCGGAUGAGACGAUAGGCUGUUUUAUUGCUGCAAGUGAUAGUAGUUACUAUCUGUUCAAUCUGCAACAUUUGCAUGACUCCAGUGAUAAACAACCUACCGUAGAACGACAAAUGCGUCUGAAUAAUAUGAUGGGCACCAUGGCUACUAAGCUCGCGUAUUAUCUUGAUCUCACGGGUGCUGCUAUUAACGUACAAACGGCUUGUUCUUCGGGUCUUGUCGCACUACAGGUGGCUAUUGACCAUCUGCGAUUAGGACGUUGCACAGUAGCCAUUGUUGGCACAAGCUGUAUUCAUUUGCCGACAAGUGGUUAUCUCUAUGAGCCAGGUAGUAUCUAUAGUCCGAUCGGUCAAUGUGCUCCGUUUGAUGCAUCGGCCAAUGGAAUCGUUCUUGGUGAUUCAGUUUCCGCCGUCGUACUCAAACUCGCUAGUAGAGCUGUUGUACACCGUCAUAACAUUCGUGCGCUGAUCAAAAGCUGUGCUGUCAACAACAAUGGAAGUGUACGCGGAGCAGCGAGCUUUGCUGCACCAAAUGCAAUCGCUCAAGCUGAAUGCAUUCGCGGAGCAUUGACAGAAGCCAAUGUCAAUGCUACUGAUAUAGUUUACGUCGAAGGACAUGGUACUGGUACAGCAGUAGGUGAUCCAAUUGAAGUCGAGGGGCUUACACUGGCGUUUGACACUUUUCAACGACAAUACUGUGUCUUGGGUAGUGUCAAAUCUAAUGUUGGACAUACAGACAUAGCUGCUGGUCUUGUCGGUUUGAUUAAGACUGCGCUGAUCUUACAACAUCGUUGUAUACCUGCCACACUGAACUAUCGAAUUGCCAAUCCAAAUAUUGAUUUUUCUUCAACACCUUUUGUUGUUCGAUCGACCGAUAUUUCAUUGAAAACUGCCCGUUUCGAACAUGGACCACUUCUCGCAGGCGUCUCUAGUCUAGGCAUGGGAGGAACAAAUGCACACGCCAUAUUGCAAGAAUACUGUCCAAAGUUGUCAUCCAAUAAUUCAUACGAUUCGUCCAAGAAUGCAGUACAUCAAGUUACUUUAUCCAGCAAAAAUCCCGAGUCGUUACAAGCCUAUCUACGAGAGCUCAUCAAUUGGCUCAAAAAUCAAAAUAACAGUAAAGAGCCAGCUAAAUUGGCGAAUAUCUGCUAUACAUUGAAUAAGGGUCGUUCUGUCUACGAGUUUCGUUUGGCUGCAACAUUGGAUUCAUCAUCUCUUUCAGUCCUCAUUGACACUUUGAGUCAGCUAUCUACUGAUGGACUUCUACCAUCGCAAGAGAUAGAUCGGUUCGUCUUCAUAUUUCCAGGACAACAUAACUGUUCACGAACAUUAAUACGACAACUGUAUUUAACAAGUGAUGUAUUCAGAAAAGCAUAUGAUAUGUGUGCGACGAUUUUAAAAGAUUAUGAUUCAAAUAGUCCGAACAUGAUCGAUAUAUUAAUGGCUGCUGAUGAUGAUAAGUUGAUGAAUCAAGAAUGGCAAAUUUGGAUGGGUCUGACGACAUUCAUAGUUGAAUUCGGAUUAAUCACCCUUUGGUCUAGCAUAAUACAUCCACCGUAUGUUUUCCUCGGUCACAGUAUUGGUGAGUAUGUUGUCGCCACAAUAACAAGUGUAUUUACACUCGAAGAAGCACUAAAACUUGUCUUCAUUCGAACAUGUCUCAUAAAUCAACAGUCUAACCUUAAAAAGUCAGGUGCUUUGCUCGCAGUGCGAAUUAGCUACGACGACGCCAUCAAGUAUGUGAUCCAUGAUCGACUGUCUAUCGCUGCUGUAAAUGGGCCCAUGCAAUGUGUAUUCGCCGGAGAUAUUAAAGCAAUCAAUGAAUUGAAAUCAACCUUAGACAAGUUAAAGUAUAAAUUCAAACAACUGGAACACACAUUUCCGUUUCACAGUCAUAUGAUCACCCCGUUGCUACUCGAUACAUUUCGACAAGCUUACAAAGAUCUUAAUAUUCAAGCACGUGCGCCGAAGAUUCCUUUUAUCAGUACAGUUACAGGCAACUGGUUGGAUGAAGAUUAUGUUCCUGAUAUUGAAUAUUGGUGUCGUCACAUGCGACAGACAGUACUCUGGCAUCAAGCAGUAAAAACGCUUGAUCAACAGAACUCUUCGUCACCUACAGAACGUAGUAAUAAAACACUCUAUAUUGAAUGUUCUCUUAACAACAUACUGACCAAUGUGACCAAAGCCAGUGUUAAAGCAGAAUCAUCAUUAGUUCUUCCAUCAGCAUCAACAGACACUACUAAUGUCGAACUCUCAAUAAAACAAGCGCUGAGUACUUGCUGGUGUCAUGGUCUCGAAGACAUUGAUUUUCAAUCAGUUUACAAUUCCUUCAGUGGAUCAUCAAGUGUUUAUAAUAAUGCAUCAUUUAUUUCCAUGCCAGGUCAAGUCUUUAACAGGCAACGCCAUUGGAUCGAUGCACCAUCACUGCAUCAACUUAAAGAGAACAUCACAAAACAACCAUCAAUGUCAACUGUUGAUGCCGAUGAAAUCAAACAGCAUGAAACUAUUCAACCUAUGAUGAACUCGUCUUCUCUAAUAACACAACUUAUUGAUAUCUUUGUUUCAGUGACCGGCGAUGUGUUGACAAAUAAGCAUAGUGACUUUUUCGCAUCAGGUGGCGAUAGUCACACAGCCAUAAUUCUAAUUAGUCGCAUCAACCACCUAUUCAAUGUCAAACUGACGAACAAAGAUUUAACAGAGAUGCCAGUCCUUGAGCAACUUGCAGCGCGCAUCGAACAAAUCAAACAUAAAAAAAUUCUGCAGACAGCACCAGAAGUUAAAAUGGCUCAAUUGUCUUCUCUACUUCAUCUAUCAUACCAGGAUGAUCAAAUUAUUGUAAUGAAAAAAGGCACUUGUUCGUCGCAAGCACCAAUCUUUGCUAUCGCUCCGACUGGCGGUACCUGCUUCAUCUAUAGAGAUUUAUGCAAGUAUCUAAAUACAUCGAUUACUGUUCUAGCUCUAAAAUAUCCUGAUAUAUCGCCGUCAUUAUCCUCUGAACAUUGUGAGGAUUCAGUCGCUAACUUAGCAUCCUACUAUAUCGAAGUUAUGCGUAGCAUACAACCUGAAGCAACAUCGUAUAUUCUUCUUGGCACAUCCUUUGGUGGUAUGAUAGGUUAUGAAAUGAGUCAGCAGUUGAGCACAUUGUCAUCAACAAGUGUUCAUAUUAGUCGACUAUUCAUGAUCGAUACACCGACGAAAGAAUCCUUGCGUAUACAUCUUGAUGAUACAACUUCUAAUAAUAAUAAAAAUGUAAGAGCAAUUGUUCUCUGGGCUAUGUUUGGAACGAAGUACAAUUUUUCUCUCGCUCAAGCCGAACAUGAAUGUAUGAAAGAUGAAGAGGAGUUAAAGCGGUUCUGUAUCGAUAAAAACAUUUUAUCCAGUAAUGCUGUUGAUUUAGAUACUGAAUUCCGUGAACUUUGUCAGUACAUGCAUAUUUUUGGACGAAACAUGCGCGCUAUCGACGACUAUACUGUUGAACCGUUGAAAAGUCGAUUGACAGAAGUCAAUUAUAUCCAAGUGAAGUCACCACUACCGCAUGAUCCCGUCGAACCAUAUCGAACUUGGUCACAAGCAGUUCCUCGAAAUCAAUUUAAACUUUUUCAUGUCGAUGGUGAUCAUCUCUCUGUUAAUUUUGAACCAUAUGUACAGCAAUUGGCAAGUCUCAUCAAUAGAGAACUUUUAUCAAGCUCAAUAUCGUAA